Messenger RNA from Linum trigynum, 6772 nucleotides. NCBI's taxonomy places the organism in Eukaryota, Viridiplantae, Streptophyta, Magnoliopsida, Malpighiales, Linaceae. The record is from the annotation of a GenBank genome assembly.
CUGAUGUGGUGUUGGCCACGUAGUUUUGGGUCUCUGCAACCUUUUGCUUCUGUUCUACCGGAGGAUGAUUAAGGGCGUAUUCGGUUUUCCGUAGGGAUGCAGAUUAGCCAUGAAGGACGAACAGGGGUAUAAAUGGGUCUAAGCUAAAUUGCUGUAUCAAGUACCAAUAGAGGUGGAUCAUUCAGAGGCUUUCUCGAUAUGAAUUCUGAUGGUGCGAAGUGAAUAACGAUAUAGUGCGGCAGUGAGCCAUUGGCGGAGGUCAAGGGUCACACUCGUAUGCGUCAGACACAUACUAUGCGACAGGAUUUAUACACCGUAGAUCUAAUCUAACGGUGUUUAUUAAUUGGAAUUAAAUUAUUUAACUUUUACAAUUUUUAAAUGAUUAGUUGGUCCUAUUACUUUUUUAUGCGUACCCUUUAACCCCUAAACAAACUUUUCAACAUAUUUUCGAAUUAUAGUACCAAAUUUUAUUCUAAUCAUGUCUCCAAUCCAUUAAGUUAUAUUUACUUACAAUUUUAGUUUGGUGAUUUAUUCCUUUUCCCACUCAUGUCAACGCUCAAACCCCCUUUCCAAUUGUUGUCUGUAGUGGCUGGCGAACCCUCUCCUCUCAUCCUGGCUCGAUUGAAGCAAUUGGAUUUUGCGCUUCCCAUCGAUGUUUAAUCCCUCUAUGGAUUAAGAGAGUGAUCUGUUCGAGGCAUGAUGGAUUGAAUCUUGUGCUCGAGAGGCGGAUGAGGAAGGAUCGGAGAAGUGAAGAGUGCAGACUCGAGAGGUGGGCCGAAGUGCGGAUCGCCGAUAGCUGUGGGUAGGUACGCUGCCGUUGAUGGCCAACGGAAAGUGUGAAUACCAACCGCAGCAGCCAGAGCGGACGAACGAGACUGAUGGCAUAAACUUUGAUAGGUAUGAAUAAUGGGCCUUACUUGAAAUUGCAGAAGUAGAAGUUGUACUAGGUCAAAUUUGUGUUUGAAAUUUGUCUUUGGAUGUUUAUGGGAUGUCUGAUUUCAUUGGUAGCAAUAACACAUUAAGAUUCGCUGUCUCCCUUUCCCCAUGUGCAGAUAGUAGAAGUUUCUGAACCCUUUUUUAUUGACUGGGUGAUUUCUCAGCAUUAUCACAUUUUGGGAUGAACUGGUCGUUCUUUUGACCUUGAGGUUAGUCCGUAAUUGCGGUGGAUGAUUUCUAGUGCAAGCCUCUAUCAGAUUCACCUUGAUCACUUAAAGCUGUACUAUGCAAUUGUUAAACGCACUGAAUUAAAUAUGAACAACCACGGUAGGGUAAUUUGCGAAACAUGUGAACUUGAAAAUAGUUGCUGGGGUAUGCAAGACUGGGAACCUUUGUGUUUCCUGUUGUUUGUGCAGGACUGGGAACCUUUGUCCAUGCAGAAGAGGCAAGCGACAUCAAUAGUUGAGUCAUUUAGGUAUUACACAUCUGCAGGCGCUGCUGUCUAUAAUUUUUCACAACCUGGAUUCCUCUCUGCGGAAACUGUUGAGUCAGUUAUGUAUUAUGCUACACCUGAUAGAACAGUCAAUUUGUUUUAGUAUGCUACUUGACCACUAACUGGACAGGAAAAGGAGUUGAAUUCUGCCAAUGUUGAUUAGACUACUUUCCCUUUGUAUCUUACAUAGUUUAAGUCAUAGUUGUUUUGCUCUCGUGUCGCAUUGGCAGUUCCGAGGAAUAAUCUAUAUCCCGCCCAUUCCUCCGUUAACUCGCUAUACAGAAUCUGUGAUAAUUUGUCGUCUUUCGAGGCUCAGAGCAUGGUUGACUUUUGUGAAAGAUUGGUGUUUGAAUGACUUUUUAACAAUUGGAACCGUUGAUGUGAAGAACUCACUCUUUGGAGAAUGCUUGAUAUCUCUAUAAUGAACCAUUAUUGAAAGAACUGCCUUCUGCUUCUCAAGAUUUAAAGAGAUAUUAGCAUACAUCAUUCAUCUAAUAAAACCUUUUCUUUACAAUUUCUAAUUAACCACUUACACAACUCUAAACAAUGUGAUGGCUUAAGUUGUUGCUAGCUUUCAAUCAAGUUUGAAUUAUUAUCCAUCUUGUAUGUAUUCUCUCAUUCUGCCUUCUUUUUGUAGAACUGACCUCCCUGGUGUCUUUCUUUUCGAAUGUCACUUGGCAGGUGCUAGAGUAAUCUUUUGGGAUCUCAGAGAGAGAUUCUUGUUUGGUUUUUACAAAUUGGUGAUGUUGGAUCUUCUCGCUUGGGAAAUUUCCUUCCUCAAGUAGAUAAUGUAAGACUGUCAACUUCAGUGGAGCCUCCUCUUUGUUUGUCUUGCUUGCUUCUCUUAGCUGAACUUGCAUAUAAUUUUCAGGUUCUUGAUUAGAUAUGCCGAUUGAUUGAUGAUAAAUUCAGAGACUCAGUGUUGUUAAGCGUUUGCCGAGCAUCGUUGGUAGGUCUUCAAAUUCUCUUUUGUACUUUGAAUUCGCAAACCUUCCAUUAUAGCUUGUAUAUAAUUUGUACACAUUAUCUUGCUACAGUAGGGAUAUGUUUGGGUGUUGCUUAACUGAGGCCCCUCUCGUGCAUUCUCUGAUUCAGAUGUUGUUAUGAUGGAAGAAGACUUCGAUAUCUUGAAGGUCUAUCAUUUCUUAUCUCUCUCUCUCUCUCUCUCUCUCUCCAAUGCAUAUGUGAUAUGUGUAAUUACGUCUGUGUUCGGUUCAUAAAUAGUGAUGGCCGAUAUUUUUUUUGGUCAAGAAAGAAACAAUACUAGGUUGGCUACUGAUAAAUUGAUUCUCAUUCUUCAGGUGUUCUUUAUAGCCAGUGGAGAUGGCCUCCCUCGUUCGCUGGUGGAGCCAAAAGCAGUAGAGGAAUAUGCUUGUAAAUAGGCUUGUCAUUGGUGGGGAUUUAAUCUGUACUCCUUGUUAAUAGGCUUGCUUUCCUUAGUUGGAUCAGUUUAGGUGUCAAUAGAGGAAUUCUUUUAUUGGACGUAAUGGUAUUAAUAAAUUAGGUUUGUUUGGCGGUCUAUAUAAAGGGGCGCCAAGCCUAGAGUUUACCUUGUAAAAAAUAAUUCCUGCCGUUUUCCCUGGUGACUUUAGCAAAAGUAAGGCUUUUCUUCUGUGUUGGCGGGGAGAUAAACUCAUUGCAAUGGAGAAAUCUCGGUACAGUGCAACAACUAAAAUAGCUCUUUCUUUUGGUCGUUUGUGUUGUUCCUUUCUUACAACCUUUUUCCUUUCAUGUAUGCGCUGUCUUUAUUCGCUCCUUAAGCCGCUUUGAUUUUUGUUUGUUUAUGACUUGAUGCUCCUUUAAUUCCCUACAAUUAUGUAAGUCCUUAGUUAUUUAUUGUUUUACGCGGGCAAAAUUUUUUGUUUAGCAUGUCGAGCCAUGAUACUAAGGAAGUUGUUGGAUCCAUAUCGACUACCUUUCGAGCCAUGGAGACGACGUUCACUGAGUUGUACGAUAAGAUUAAAUCUUUGACUGCAAUGAUAAUGAAAACUGAUACUGAAUUUCAAGUGCUAAAGAGGAUGUUGAAACACAUUCUUGAUCAAGCAUCUGUAAGUUCACCUCCCACUGAUGUUCCUGUCACGCCUACCGUAAAAAGAGUUUAUUAUAUUGAUUCAAACCCAGACUCAGAUCGCGAUGGCAAUGGUUCACACAAGAGGCAAAAAUAUGCGGUCAUGGAAGAUUUAAAUGAGUCGGUGAAGGUAUAUAUAAUUUAUUUAAACAAUUUGCACUUGUGUCAUUUUAAAGUGUUUAUGAUGUACCUAUGCAUUGUAAUUUUUGUUAAAUUCAAAUCGUAGAUGGAAUUUCCGGUGACUUGACUCACUUCUACUGUCACUCCAGGAAUUGGCCAAGUGAAACCACUUCCUAAAGCGUAGUAUAGCGGGUUUAGGUUUAAAUGUCAACCCGGGUCCUAGAUUUGAUGACCACUCAGUGAAUUCUUGUUAUCUAGCAAUGAAACUUUAAUGCAAGUCUAAACUAACAAACUAACAAAGCAAGUAAAUUGUUCUAUUCAAGUUAAGAGAGGUCACCCAGAUAUGGUUCCCCCUAGACUGCAGUUAAGCCGGAUUGUAAUUACCAAGUUCAGUUUCUAUGAUAGUUAUACUGCGGAAGGUUCUUAAACAGCCUGAAGUCUCUACUAAAGGUCUUCAGACCCUCUCAAUCUGAGUCUCUAGCGGGCGACUAACCUCCACCGGAGUAAACAGAUUGAGGCCCUAUGAACAAAACCUCCACCACCGGAGUAAAUCCGGUACAGAAUAGUGAGUUGGCUCUUCGACUAAAGUCACCAACUCCCUACCUUCAAUGAAGGAUGCUCUAUCAACCUAGGCAGAUAUUCUCAUUCUAGGUUAAAGCAGAAACAACAGGAAUUUGAUCAGGAUUCAUGCCAUUCAAUCAUUCAAACCUCAAUUGAAUAUAAUCAAAUCAUAGAAUCAGUACUUGGGUUCAUACAAUCUAACCUAACAUACAAAUCUAGGGUUCUCCAUACCCAGAUGAAUGGGAGAACUACUCCAUGGAGAAAGAAGCAAAAGCAGAAUCAGACGCGAAAUUCAUACUGUGAAGGAUGGAUUCCUGCUUCUGGACGUUGAUCGGCACUUCUCCAAGUUCAAACUGGCCUCCAAUGGUGUUGAAGAUCAAUCUAGGGCACUUGGAGACUCUUGUUCGUCGCUUUCUCUCUCUAGGAAUCGUUCUCUCUCUCAAAAACCCGAAUCCCCUCGACUUGUGGCUGAAAAUAUGCUUAAAAGCAGAAAAUCCCGACUCACACGGCCAGGGUGGCACGGCCGUGUGGCUUACCCAGUUGCCCGUGUGAGUCAAAACGCUGCGUUCCAAUUAGUUCGAUCUUCAGGCUUCUCACACGGCCAGGGUCGCACGGCCGUGUGAGAUUUCCAUCUGCCCGUGUUUGCUCUCGGCGAAACUCGCACGGCCAAACCUCUCCUUCACACGGCUGUGUGAACAUCAGGGCAAGCCGUGUUUGCUCUCGCACAAUCUCACACGGCCAAAGUGGUCACUUGCACGGCCGUGUGAGUUGUGGGUGUGCCCGUGUGACCUCCUUUGUGACUCGUCUCGCACCCGAUCUUCGCCCAAUCGACCCCGAACUCGCUCCUAAACCUUCAUUCACUUGCCAGGACCUGAAAUAUCACAAACAAGAACAACCUAGCGUGAAAUCGGUCUAAAACACGAGAAACCACAUCUCAAACGGUGUAAGAACAGGGGUGAAAACAUGUGUAAUUAACGGUCUAUCAUGACUGCAUCUGGAAGUUCAGCUCCCACUGUUGUUCCUUUCACACCUAGCGUAAACAGACUUAUUUAUAUAGAUUCCGACUCAGACGUAGAUGGCGAUGAUUCACACAAGAGGCCAAAAAAUGCGGCUGUGGAAUAUGUAAAUGUAUCGGGGAAGGUAUAUAGAAUUUAUUUAAAGAAAUUACACCUGUGCGAUUUUAAAAUGUUUAUGAUGUACCUAUGUAUUGUAAGUUUUGGUAAAUUCAAAUCGUAGGUGGAAUUUCCGGUGACUGCAAUAAUGGCGUUAGAUAAUGAUGAGGAUCGUUCCAUUGCGUGUUUCAUCUUUGGUGAUGGUCUAUAAGAGUAUAAAUGGCUUGUUGAGAAUUUUGGCCUUAGUUUAAGUCGUCUAGAACUGAAGGACUUGCUGCUAGAAACGUGGCUUCAUGGUUAUGUAAGUAUUUUGUAGUUCUGUUUUGGUAAGGCAUACUUGACCACAUAUUAGCUAUACUAAUCUUGGAUUUUACUUAUUUUAGAUUUUGACUGGUGUAGCUUGUCAAUUAGCUGUUGAUGUUAGGGCUUGGGGGAAAAAGGGACCUUAGUACCUUCCAUCCAAUUUUGAGGUAAGCAACAAUUAUGGAAAGCUCUUUACAGUAAGUUUACUUUUUUCUUUCUCCCAAAGUUGAAUAGUGAAUGUGAACUGCUACCCAGGAUUUGGUUGUGAAAAUGGGUUGGACUCCAAAAAAAGCCGUGGAAAAUUAUAAGAACCUAUAUCUUUGCGGCACCUUUGAAUGCACCAAGGUAUGGUGUAAUAAUAUUAGUAAUUUUUCCAGGGUACUAUAUUCUCUUAAUGUUUUGCCCUUUACUGUAUAGUCCAUUCAUUCUUUCGUCAUCAUUUACUUGUUUAUUUAUUUCAGAUAUAUUUGCCAAUGAAUGAUGAGAACCGCCAUUGGUUUCUUAUUGUGGUUUUCAUGGACCGAAAGGUAUUGCAUGUAGUGGACUCUUUGCCUAUUGAUUUGGGUUUGCUGGAAAAUAGUAGGAAAAGACUGCAAGGAAUGGUGGGUGAUCAAACUAUUCCCUUCGUGUAAAUUUAGUAAGUCAAUUUUUUUUUUAAUUUUUGUACUGUAAUAGUUACGUGGUUAAGUUUGUUGUUACAGUUGAAAUUCUUUUACAAGAUGCUUCAAGAAUUUCAAGACAAGCCAUUAACCUAUGAAGUGCCCAAAGUGCAUAUGUUCCAAAUCAUAAGUCCUCCAUACGUUUCUAAGCAAAUUGAUGAGUUAGUAUUUCUGUGAGUAUUUUGAUUAUUUCAUUUCGAUUCACAAUCUUAUUUUCAAUAAUAAAUGCUAUUUGUCCACGUAGCUAUGAGUGCGGGUUUUACGUCUGUCAGUGGAUGUUGCACGGAGAGGCUGAUAAUAAUUCGUAUACGACGGUAUAAUACAAUCCUUUCCUUCUAAAUAUGAUUCCAUCCACGUGAGAUUCUACACUAUCAAAUCGAAAUCAACAUGUUAAGAGUAAUGUUCUAAAUUUGCUGCAGGUUUGUAGUAAUAGAGGUCGACUAUCCUUGGCCAUAAGUUUAGUCAAAGAUCUCUCAAAUACAAGGCGCUCUCAAAUUAUUAAUGAAGCAAGGGCCGUUUA